This is a messenger RNA of Pyricularia pennisetigena, 1428 nucleotides long. RefSeq lists its product as uncharacterized. Gene Ontology annotation, cellular component: PcG protein complex; transcription regulator complex. The transcript is spliced from 3 exons. The record is from RefSeq and is a predicted model, not a curated record. Gene Ontology annotation, biological process: regulation of transcription by RNA polymerase II. NCBI's taxonomy places the organism in Eukaryota, Fungi, Ascomycota, Sordariomycetes, Magnaporthales, Pyriculariaceae. Gene Ontology annotation, molecular function: DNA-binding transcription factor activity, RNA polymerase II-specific; RNA polymerase II cis-regulatory region sequence-specific DNA binding. The coding region runs from base 1 to 1428 and encodes 475 amino acids.
AUGGACGCCCCAGUUACUAGCAGUGACAUUCCGGGCUUGAGCAGCCUGGUAGAUCAAAGAGUCACGCCCUCCCCCGUACCCUCCAUGCAUCUACCAGCGCCAGUACCUACACCACCACAUGGCCAUCAAGAGCCGUUGCAGCUCCAGCCACUUCAGCAAUAUCAUCAGCUGUCUCAAAUGCCAGUCGACCGCGCCGACUCACCACACGGAUCAGAGCAUUCUCGGUACUCUGCACCACCGAUGAACGGUAGCAGCAUGGACAACAGUCGCCCAUACGGUUCGCCUUCAGCGAUGCAUGCUCCACUACAUAUCUCGCCACCGACAAGCCUGCCCCUGGGCUCCAACAUCUCAUUACCGGCCAUACAGCAGCCGAUUCUGGCACCCGCUCCUCCUGCAAUGAUGUCCGUCUAUCCGCCAGUCAAUCAGCCGCCGCCCCCAGUAAAGGCGUAUCCCUGCAGUACUUGCGGUAAAGGAUUCGCACGGCGUAGCGAUCUUGCUCGUCACGAGCGCAUCCAUAGCGGCAUCAGGCCGCAUGUUUGCGAUCACCCUGGCUGUGGAAAACAGUUUAUCCAGAGAUCUGCUUUAACGGUUCACAUGCGUGUUCACACCGGUGAAAAGCCACACAUGUGUGAACGUUGCGGCAAGCCAUUUAGCGACUCGAGUUCCUUGGCCAGGCACAGGCGUAUUCACUCAGGGAAGCGUCCGUACAAGUGCCCGUAUGCUAACUGCCAAAAAACCUUCACUCGACGCACGACCCUGACGAGGCACCAGAACCACCACACGGGCACGAUCGAAGAAGCGGCUCUGGCGACCCGGGAGGCAUUGUCUCGUGAUCCUAACACAACCGCACGACUGACGCCUGGUGCACACCACCGUUCGGAUGGAGAGGCCGCUGUCACCUCAAACCAUGCAUCGCCUCUUACAACGCCAUCUCCGGCACACCGCACUCACUCAAUGUCACCGUCUAAUGAGUUGGCUGGAAUUCACACCUUGCAAACCCAAUAUCCGAACAGCUCUCUCCCGAGCCAUCUCCGAAGUGACGUCCACAUUGCCAGCCCUACAUCAACUACCUCCUCUGGAUACAAUGGCAAUCGCCCCACGUCACACCCGAGCGGCUAUGGACCACCUUCGGUCCUGGAGCCCAGUAUCGAGACGCGCCCAGGUCCUGGCAGUGCAAGCGGGAGCCCUCAUAUGGGCAGCAUAGGCUGGCAGUCUCCGUCGCAUACAGGCUCCCCUUCACACAGUGCAAGUGGAUUUGUCUAUCCCGACCCCGAGGCUUAUCCUGGUCACGCUGGCCUGUCAGGAAACCUGGGGUCUCUGUUUUACGGCAGUGCUGUUAAUUCUACGCGGGCUGGGAGCUCUGAACCAGGCCAAGGGGGCGACUACUCCAAGCCAAGGACCAGUGAACUGUGGGCAUCUGCUCAAUGA